This is a messenger RNA of Spodoptera frugiperda (fall armyworm), 950 nucleotides long. It is a transcript of the gene Srx, whose product is annotated as sulfiredoxin-1. Gene Ontology annotation, biological process: cellular response to oxidative stress. Lineage: Eukaryota; Metazoa; Arthropoda; Insecta; Lepidoptera; Noctuidae. Gene Ontology annotation, molecular function: sulfiredoxin activity. The coding region runs from base 115 to 504 and encodes 129 amino acids. The transcript has 3 exons. The record is from RefSeq and is a predicted model, not a curated record. Gene Ontology annotation, cellular component: cytoplasm.
CUACGUAUGAAUCAGGUGGAUAGUGGCGUCAUGUCAUGUUGACUUCAUCGUUAUUCGUUAGUAGCGCGCCGUCUGUCGCUCGAGUAGCCUGACUCGCUCAGUUCUUUGUUAUAAAUGCUCAAAUCUGUUCUUAACUUAACUGCCUCCGUGUCUGCGAGAAAUUCAUCGAGAAUGACGAGUGUACACAGCGCGUACAAGGAGGAGGUGCAUGAUGUGCCCAUGUCAGUCAUCAUCAGGCCUUUCAUACCAGAACUUACGGAAGAAAAAGUUGUCUCACUUAUGGAGACGAUACAGAAAGAAGAAGAGGCAGGCAACGUACCUCCCAUAGACAUCCUCUGGAUAAAGGGCUCAGAAGGAGGAGACUACUAUUAUAGUUUUGGAGGCUGCCACAGGUACGCCGCCUACAAACGUCUGAACCGGCCGACCAUUCCUGGCAAACUGAUCAGAUCCACCAUCAGCGACCUUAGAACGUACCUUGGAAGUAGUACACCAGACUUAAAGUAAAUUAUUUUAAAUAAGCAUUAGUUUUAAUUAUUUUACUUCCGAAACGUAGUUAUUCUAUGACGAUAACAUUUAUGUGAACGAGUUAUAAACAUCAAUCAAAUCUCAUAGGUACUUAAAUAUCAAGCAGAAUAUUACCUGCACUAAGUUGCAUAACUAUACUGAACGUGAACUUGAUCAAGAAUGUUAAGUUUUGUUAGUUGUUAAGACACAAUUAUUUGUAUAGAUCUUAAGAUAAGCAUUUAACGAUUUCCUACAGCGGAUACGAUCAAUAAUAUAGGCAUAUUUCUAUACUUUGAAAUAUAAUUUAAUAUUUCCCGUUGGGACCAAAACCUGUUUCCUACGACCUUAGAUCUAAGGACUUCUAAUAUUAAAUGUUACUUUGCUACUCGUUUAUUUUUGUAAUAAAAUUGUUGUUGACGAUAAAAUAAAACAAAUAAAUUCUCCAA